Haemorhous mexicanus (house finch) is the source of this 12430-nucleotide messenger RNA. It is a transcript of the gene NOS2, whose product is annotated as nitric oxide synthase 2. NCBI's taxonomy places the organism in Eukaryota, Metazoa, Chordata, Aves, Passeriformes, Fringillidae. Bases 8305 to 11748 code for a protein of 1147 amino acids. Gene Ontology annotation, molecular function: FMN binding; NADP binding; heme binding. Gene Ontology annotation, biological process: nitric oxide biosynthetic process. The record is from RefSeq and is a predicted model, not a curated record. The transcript is spliced from 27 exons.
ACAGGCAAAGGUUGUAUAUUUUGGAGCCACCUUCCUUAUACUGAGUCAAAAUGGGGACUGACUUUUCAUGCUUAAAAAUAGAAUAUUUUGGUUUUCACAACUGCAAGGGCUGCUUUCUCUUUUAUUUUCUGUUUUCCCCUCCCAUUUCUAGAGGUCACAGAAAUGGUGUGUUAAACCACAGUUUACAGUACAGAAUGCAGACACCUGUUGAAUCCUGGAACUUUCUCUUCCCCGAGUGCUUUGUUGAGUUUGUCCUUUUUCUAGCUGGAAGUAUCUCACAGAGUACAUUGCAGCUUUCUGGCCAGGAUUUCAAAAGUAAUUCUCAGAUUGCCUUUGAGGUGUUUAACCUUUAAAAGGCACACAGCAGCUCUCAGACAGGUUGGGACUCGGGGGACAAACAGCAGGAAAUUGCUUAUUCUCUCCUAGCAUGGCUCUGAGGUAGGGGGUACUGACAUGGUAAUGAUCAUUUUAGAACUGUUUCAGAAACAUGGUUUAAAAAUACCGAGAUCUCCAAAUCCUGCUCCCAACUGACAGAAUAGAGCCUGUAGGAUGUCACAGUGACAUUAUGCCAGGUCUGGUUAUUUCUAAUUGAUUAAAUGCAGUAAAAAGGCAUCCAGGGUUAAUUAUGAAAUUGGAGAUGGAGAGCCAGUCCCUGCACUCUAACUUCAUUAUCCUCAUAAGCAAAGGUGCAGAUUUUAUAGCUGGCAUAAUUAUACAAAGAAUAUACACAAUAUGAGUGGUAUUUAGCAUAAAAAGUAACGAAUGCAAUCCACGUCUGGUUGAGAGGAACAGAACCACAAACCCUUUGAUGUAACAAUGAGGCUUUGAAAGGAAUAGAUUGGGUACAGUACUGAACCUGUAAUCUGCUCACUUUAUUGCACUAUAUGGGGAGAGCCUUAUUUAUUUACUACAUAGGAAGUGUUUUCAAUUUUAUAAGUACCUGAAAGAAAUUGCAGCUCAUAAUUAUGUAGCUUUGCUCCACAGAACUCCAUAACACUCGUAAGAACCUCUGGAAUUCAUAGGGACUGUCUGUUAAAUGGGAGACACCCAUCUUGCCUUCAUGCUCUAUCAAAUUCUGUCUUGGUCUGUACUAACAAAGGCAGUCUGGAAAUUGCUUACCAGGAUGUUUACUUUCCAUGCUGUUCUUGGGUUCUGAGCUGAAGCCACUGGAAUCAAAGGCAAAGGCUCCCAUGUGCACUCCAUGACUUCAGCAGUGUUCACCAUCUUAAACCAUUUUGCACUACCUGAAAUACUCAGAGUAGUUGCCUGUGCUCAAUCAUGGUUACCAGAAUUAAAAGUGAAACAGUUUUGUUUUUUCAGUUUUACAAAACUUUGUGUCUGUAGCAGCAUGGAUAGACAAGUUCAAGAGGUGGGUGUGAUGCUGAAGGCAAAUAUAUUCUCCAUAAAUCAGCUUGGAAUCUGGGCCCAAAGGCAUCAUUUUAUGUGAGGGGAAGGCAGAAAGAAUUCUGAAGUUUUGUUGUCCAGUAAUUAGUUGCUUUCUUUUCCCAUGUUCAUAUGCUCUUUUGGAAAAAUAAAUAUUGAAAGUUCUGCUGCUGCCUUUAGUGCUGAAGAACUGCCUUCCUUUUUUCUUGUUUUUAACUUUAUCAGUGUUAAAUCCAGCAAUCUGUUUAAAAAUAUGCUGAUGGUUUGCUGGGCAGUGGUUUAUACCGUGCUCAUUUGUCUCACCACUGGCCUGGGUCCUUCCUUCUCCAUGGUACACUCAAUUUGCUGGUUAGUCAGGGAUGGGGUAAUUCCUACCCUGCAGAAUUAUCAUCCAGCUGGGUAGGAGCUUAUUACAAGACCCUACCAGAACCAUGCUCAGGCACUCAUUUCUUGCAUCCUUUUCAAAAGGUGGCAGAAACUUGAGAAGCCUCCUUUUCUGCAAUGGUCGUUCUACCAAAUCAAGACAUUAACUGCCAGGAUUUCUCUCUUAUGAAUGUGGAGUCAUUGCAGUCAGCUCUCUUUCACACAUGUGGCUUUGCUCUUCCAUUAAAAACAAAUGGGACUUCAAAAGCAAAAACCUGGGAGCAAAUCGGGAUCAGAGAUGUUAUGUUGAACAAGGACUUUGACACUUCAUGGAAGUACAGAAACUGUUGGUCCCCAAAAACACCACUAGGAAGAGGAGUGGUGUGUUCCUUUGGAGAAUUCUCAGAUUGCAGUUAAGUCUUUGAAGCUGGUACAUGAGAAGAAAGAAGGAAAUGUCAUAGUGGUUUUCAGCUUGUACUGGUCAGAGAGGUCUCUUGAGCUGCUCAAACCUAAUGGACAGUGUUGUAAGUCACAGAAAAUUCCCCUUUAUUUUCCUUUCUGCCAGGUUUCAGAUGACUAAAUCAAAAGUAAUCAUCAUAAAAACAAGGUGAGGCAAGAACGUUUUUUUGACCAAAAAAUGUGCUAUUUCUGUCCUGUAAAUUACAUACACAUUCUGCAUCAGCUCCUCUUGCUUUGGAGGCUGUGGUCCACAUACCCCCCGCUGCAAGAGUUGGGUGAAACAUUUAGACUGAAUGAAGUAAUUGUUUUUCAUCUUAUCCUUUCAGAAACUGAGACAAAAAUUGUUAUGGCUAAUAACAGCACCUGCUAAUUAAUCUGUUAUAAUCCUUUGACAUGUGUACCAGGACCCUUUAUUAUAGAUUAACCCCCGUGACUUAACCUCCAUAAAGCCACCCAUCACUUUCUAGAACCUGACCUUGUCAACACAUAUUCCUCCAUCUCUCUUUUUUGUAUUUUCAGUAAGUGACUUCUCAAGCUCCCAGGUGGUGUCCCCCAUUCCAAAUGUAGCUUCAAAGACCAUCCUCUCUGUCACUGUGGUCAACAAUCAGUUGUCUCAAUCAGCAGCGUGUUUGUUCACUGAAUGAAAGCCAAGCUAAAUAGUAUGUCCCUAGCCUGGAAUUCCUAUAGAAGGAGAGAAGGAAAAGCAUCACCGUUGGAGCAUCUGCAUCCUUCACUGGUGAGCUACUGAGUCCAGUUUGGGCCUCCAGUGCACAAAGAGUGAGUUCAGUGGAGCCCAUCAAGAUAAUUGGAGCUGGGGCAUGGUGCUGCCUCAUGAGGAGAGGCUGGAGGAACAGGGCUUCUUCAGCCAGGAGAAGAGGAGCAGCCUUCCAGUGGCUUUCAGGUCACCGAGGAGAUGGAGCCAGGCUCUUUGCAGGGGUGAGAAGAUGAGAACCAAUUGAGCUGGACUUGCAGCUCCAAAUCAGUGAAAACUGACUAAACAUUCUCUGAAGAUUGUGCCAUGGAAAUUGUCUUUUUCAGUAGGGGAAGGUGGAUAGUUGCUAGAGAAGGAGCUGUAAGCUCACACCCCACACCCUCUGGCACCACUUCCCUGUCGGGAAGGGCAGAGGGGAGGCAAUUUCACUCUCAUGGAAAGUUUUGAAAAUGUGAUGUAAUUCAUGCAGACACUGAAAGUCAUGCAGGCAUAGGCAAGACUGGCCUAACUGUGGUGCUUAGCAAGGAGUCCUUAAAAACAACUGAGGCAGUAAAACAGUGAGUAUAGAUAAAGCAGAGCCAUAAAAUUACCUGAGAAAACCCCUGUCUCCAUGCAGGAAACAAGGAAAGCGGGUCAGCAUGCUUUGGUUUUGUGUAGACUAAGGUACACUGUCCAAAGUGUGACACCUCAAUGUGCAGGAAACAACUGAGUAGAUAAAGGCAGGUGUAAGGAAAAGAGACUCAGAGGUCACCAAUAAACAGAAGCACAUACAUUUUACUGAAGUUGUUCCAACAGUGCUGUGUGUUCUGGAGUAAAAACACCAAAGUUUUUAGAUUCAGAACUCAAGCUACUUCUAUACUUCAAUAUUGUGUUCUUCAUUUUGGCCCAGAAAUUUAUGGGUUGUUUUUUCAAAACCUCUAUUCAAAUCUCUUCUGUUACCUGUCCUUGGUUAGAGAUUCCACUGGCCUCAGCCAGUGCUCUGUUACUGAAAUUGGAGUUUCUUCUUCGACCAUGAUUUUGCUGAAGAAGACAUUUACAGCUUUGUAGUUCACUGUUAUUUUGCAAUCAUAAAACUCUUUUUGCCCACAGUAAUCUCACAGUAAUUUUUUUUUCCUGUUCUGCUGUGAUAAGCAUGGAUUGCGGGAGAAGUACCAACCACUGUUCUAUACUUUUUCCAGAUCCACAUGCCAGCUUUUCCUUAUGCUCCACACAGGAACAUCUUCAGUGUAGUGAAAUGAUGUCCAGGAGUGCAGGACACAGAGCCUAGCUCAUGACAGCCACAUGCAGGACACCAGGGUUUAGGCCCAGUCAACUGUUAAUUGCUAUUUUGCUCUUUUUUUGCUGUAAUUUUGUCUUUGCUGUUGCAGCUGUGGCUGAGGAUCUCAGGGGUGAGUCAGGAGUCUCAGCAAUCGCUUCUGCCUGAGCCAACGUGCAGCCAGGCACAACAAAAUCUGGCUAUGACUGCUUUGGUCCUCCCUCACUUCCUCACCCCUGGGAAUUUUGGAGAGGUGACUGAUGAGGGAAUUCUGUUCUUUCUGCAUGUCUGAGUUUGGCCUAACUGACAGUGAGUAGACAGGAAGGAAUGGGUUUACUGGCACCUCUCUGCAAGUUUAGCACUCUCCUUAACUUUCAUUUUCGCCCUCGGAUGGUCAGACUGGGAAAUUUUCCACCCUGCCCUGCCAUCAUUUGACAUUCAAUCUUCCACUGGAGAACAGGACAUGGUAAACAAAACAUUGCACUUUCCACACUAAACUGCUGCUUUAAACGUACCUGAAACCUGCAGAAACUGAAAAACAGUCUAGACUGGGCUGGGAUCCUGCUUUUAUUUGCAUGUUUUCAAGUGCCAAGGCCUGGAUCUUUUAUUUUGCUUUUGGUAGAGUUAUUAUCCUCACUUUAUCAGGAGCAUUUUGAAAUAAUAAAGAAGCCAAUGAAGAAGGGCCUACAGUUAAUGGUGAAUAUCUUAAAGUCCUUAAAGGAAUAGUCAGCAAUCAGGAACACAAACAAAAAAACCCCAAAGCUGCCAUUGCAAAGCUUGGGGGAAGAUUCAAACCAAACAAAUUUUCUUUGGGCAAUGAAAAACCAAACCAGUGUAAAAGAAGAUGACUGAUGGUAGUCAAUGAGAGGAGAUAUUUGGGAACUGCAAUAGUUAAUAUUGUUACUAACUGUAUCUUUGUCAGAAACCACCAGAUGUGAGGGUAGUUCUAACAAAUCUAAGAUGCUGAGUGUUUACAGGGGUUGCAGUACUGUAUUUAUUGUGCUGUCACAUGCAGCACUGCUGUAAAAGACAUCUCAGACAAUAGUUACAUUAGUUAGGAAAGGGAGUUAGAAGGAGUUCACUAAUGACCUAUGAAAUGCUGGGACAGUUGAACACCUCUUUGGGUUCCAUGAAGUUGGGAAGAUCAGCCCUCCUUGUCAUCAACUUUGCCUCAGUUGUCGUAGUUCUUUGAAGACUCAAAAUUCCCUGAUCUCAGAGGAGCAACCUUACAGCCAGAGCUUGAUUUGUAAAUGUUUUCAGGAAUAUGAGUGCUUGAGCUCAUGCAGAAUCUUGCAGAUAUGAUGUAUAUUAUAAUAUCAGACACAGAAUGUGACUCAUUUCGAAGGAGAUUGCAGAGAGCUGAUUGUUGAAGCUACAAACCAUCAGACACUCAGAAAGAAAACAAAAUUUAAGUCAAGAUGACAGCAUUGAAUAGGUCAAAGUCUGCUCUGAAAGGACACCUCUUUCAUCAAAGUUAAUGCAAGGAAAGCAACCAGUUUUUGCACUCUGAUAUGGCAGAGGAAGAAGUGUCUGUUCAAAUGGGCAGAAUUGGUUUUCUGAAGGAAAAACCUUCCAAGCCCUGUAGAAUAUUUGUAGAAGGAGUGCCCAGUGAGCUUGUUUAGUUAAUCUCUGAUCCAGCUGAGGAUUGAAUGGUUCUCUGUUGUUCUUACUAUACAGAGGGUUUUGUUAUUGAUUUCAAGUGAGUAAAAAAAUCAGGUCCUGUUUGAGCAACUGGAGUGAUUAAGCACUUCCCUGAAUGGCUGUACCUGAGCCAAUCCUUUUAACAGUUAUCCUAAGGAAAGAUGUUUCUCCUCCUCUGGUUAUCCCAAAUCUGAUUUUUCAUGUCCAAUCCCUACAUGACCUUUCCUAGAUUUCAGCAGUUCCAAGCACAGGGAAAUAAGGAGGGUGAAUCAUAACAGCUUAGAACCCACUGAAUUCAAAUGAACUUCUACUAAGAUAUGUUCUUUCUUACAGUAAUAGACAUUAGGAUUCCCCAUGUUCUAUAGAAGAAAGAGGUUAAUAAGAAAGGAAAGGAUGAAAAGAGAAUUUUUAAAACCCUGUUAUAAAGUAGCAAAUGCAAAAAAAGAAUGUAAAGGCAGAAUUUUCUGGCAUGGCAUUGAGUGGCACAGCUCUCACACAUCGUUUCUGCCUGCUGAUUACAUCUGCCUGAUGACUGGAAUAUUUUAAACAAAGGGAUUCACCUGCUAAUUCUGGUGAGAAGAAAGGCACCACAUUAAAGAAAAAUCCAACUGUGAAAAUUCAUGAGCAGUGGAUGCUAAGCAGCACAGCCUUGAUAAAGCCAAGCAGAUGAAUGCUCAGAAAACUCAGGUCUGUUUAUCAAGAGGUUCAUCUCUAGCAAUCCUGGAUGGGAUGCAUACAGGAGAUCUCGUGCAUGAACACGUGUGCACAGCACUUGCUUUGCCUCUAGAAAUGCUUUACACAAUCAUCUAAUAUUCAUUUUCAAAUAGAGAAGCUAGACACAGAGAGAAGAAAACACCUUGCCCAAGCUUGCCCAGUAAAAGAGUGACAGAUGAGAAAAGAACACACAUUUCCUCAUUUCCUCAUUUCUCUGGCUGCCUUAUGCCUCAUUUCUGUAGGUCUUUGGUCAGCCACUGUAAAUCUUUCCCUAGUUAUCAAUGUACCUCAUUUGAUUCACAUUAUCCGGCAGAUUUAUUAGUCAUCUUUAAUUUGUAAACAGUUUCCUUAAAAUAGCCAUACAUAAUAUCAGAAACAAAUAAGGCAGGUCAAAAUCCUUGUUGGGGCACUGUCUGGCACCAGACUCGUGGGCUGCAGGUGCCUGACAGCACUGGGCACUGCUGCCAGCCCUGUCCCAAGGGGGUUCUGCCUUCCAGACUGGAAGGAGACUGGCCUUCCUUCUUCCAAGGAGAAGCCUGCUUCUCUAAAAGGUACAUGUCCACAUGUUGUCUGACAUUGAAAAUCAGCUCAGCAAUCCCAUCUUUCUCAUCCAGCUGUCCCUCUGGGAUUCCCACUCACAGCAUGGUGGGAAUGGUUUGUACUUCAGGAAGUUGCAGUUUCCUUCCAGUAUUCCCAAUACUUUGGAAAAGCACCAAGGGACAAAUCUCACAAGCAGCAACAGGCAGAACAGGGAGCUCUGGAGACCAAGAAAUUCUACAAAUACUCUAUUGAGAAAGAUCCUUUAAAACUUGAUGAAAAGUAAGGAAGUGUGUAUAGGUGAAACUUAAAAUACCUGUCCUUAGUUAUAAGCAUGUGGUUAAAUGCUUUCCUGGCUUGUACUGUAAAACUCUACAGCUCUGUAACAUUUCUCUUGAAGUUGCUCACUCUUCCUACAGCCAUGGCUGGUGUACAGGAGGAUGCCUGGAGACUGGCCACACAAGGAUAAAAGCUGUAAGAAGCCCUUUUCAUUUUAACACUGUGUGCAAGGCUGCAAACAGUGUUCAGUGUGAUACCCUGCCCUUUCCAGGAGCACCAGCAGGAGUCAAGGCUGCAGCAGGGAAGGAGGGAUGCUGAGAGCAGCAGGAGCUGCCUCCCUCCUCACAGCGGUUGUGUAAUGCUGCUCACCCAGCAGCCACACACCCUCCACUUCUCCAAGUGGACAGGACAGGAAUCAGGGGAAUCCCCAGUUGCACUAUCCAUGUCCAGCCUUGCUCAGAGCUAUUUUGCAUACAUGGUCUGCACUAUAAAAUGCUUUUUCCUCCUGGGAGGGAUACAGAGCCUGGGAGCUGGAAGGCAAGAAGCUCUGAGAGAGAGGAGUCUCUCCUGGCAGGGUUGGGACACCUCUGACAAAGCACGGUAAGAAGCACCAUGUCCAGGUGUUCGUUCUGUCAUUCAUUUACUGCCCCUCACAGGCUAAGCCACUAUAUGGCAAACUGUAUCUUUUUUUUCUCUGUUAGGAGCAAAGUGUCAGACUCAGUCUCCUGCUCUAGUUCCAAGCAGUCCAGCUGCUCUGAAAACUUUGUCCCUCCUUUCUGCUGAUUUAAAGGUUUGUGCAUGUAACUGCUAACACUGACAGUGCUACCCACAGGACCCCACGAGGCUGGACACAAAGCAGCUUCUUGCUCUGAGCGCCAGUGAAGGGAAAUAAGUGUUCCCACAUCACACAAAACAAGGUUUCAGCGCAGUGAAGUAAAACCACCCAAAGAAACCACACGAAAUGCUGUGCCCGUGGCAGUUUGUGUUCAAAUCUCGUGCUGCCAGGAGCCAGUACCCCAGAGAGAAGGAUAUCAACAACAACGUGGAGAAAAAUAGGAAGAUCCAUGGCUCAGAAAAGGAUGAUGCCAAAUUGCACAGUCCCAGCAAGAAGCAGAUGGAGAGGCUGCCUAUCCUAACUUCAGCAAACCCCUGUGAGGGAGGAGAGAAUCUCCCUCCAAAUGACAUCAAAGUUUCAAACCAAAUGUCAGGAUGUCCAAGACAUGUAAGAGUAAGAAACUUGGAAAAUGGAUCCAGCUUUCUUGACACACUACACCUGACUGCAAAACAGGUGAUCAGUUGCCAGACCAAAGCCUGCCAAGGGUCACUCAUGACCCCAAAGGGCCUGGUGAGAGGUCCCAGAGAUGGGCCAGUUCCACUAGAGGAUCUUUUACCUCAGGCAAGAGACUUCCUCAAGCAAUAUUACAGUUCAUUUAAAGAGCCAAAAACCAAAGAACAGCUGGGCCGGCUGGAAGCAGUGACCAAGGAGAUAGAAACAACAGGAACCUACCACCUGACAAAGGAUGAGCUGACCUUUGCUGCCAAGCAGGCCUGGAGGAAUGCACCCAGGUGCAUCGGGAGAAUCCAGUGGUCCAACCUGCAGGUGUUUGAUGCACGGGACUGUAAAACAGCCAAGGAAAUGUUUGAGCAUAUCUGUCAUCAUAUUAAGUAUGCCACAAACAAUGGUAAUAUAAGGUCAGCCAUCACGGUGUUCCCGCCCAGGACGGACGGGCAGCACGAUUUCCGCGUCUGGAACAGCCAGCUGAUCCACUACGCUGGCUACCACAUGCCAGAUGGCUCUGUCCUUGGAGACCCUGCCACUGUGGAGUUCACUCAGUUGUGCAUCGAGCUUGGGUGGACGCCGAAAUAUGGCCGCUUUGAUGUACUUCCACUUGUUCUCCAAGCAAAUGGCCAAGACCCAGAAAUAUUUGAAUUACCUCCAGAAAUUGUCCUUCAAGUGCCCAUGGAGCAUCCAAAGUACGAGUGGUUUAAGGAGCUGGAGCUGAAGUGGUACGCGCUGCCUGCCGUGGCCAGCAUGCUGCUGGAGGUGGGAGGGCUGGAGUUCACCGCGUGCCCUUUCAAUGGCUGGUACAUGGGCACCGAGAUCGGAGUGCGCGACUUCUGCGACGCGCAGCGCUACAACGUCCUGAAGGAGGUAGGGAGGAGAAUGGGACUGGAAACAAACAAACUGUCAUCAUUAUGGAAGGAUCGAGCUGUUGUAGAGAUCAAUGUGGCUGUGCUUCACAGCUUCCAGAAACAGAAUGUGACCAUCAUGGAUCACCACUCGGCCUCCGAGUCCUUCCUGAAGUACAUGCAGAGCGAGUACCGCGCGCGGGGCGGCUGCCCGGCCGACUGGGUGUGGAUUGUGCCUCCCAUGUCAGGCAGCAUAACCCCCGUGUUCCACCAAGAGAUGCUGAACUAUGUUCUCACUCCCUUCUAUUACUACCAGGUGGAUGCAUGGAAAACUCAUGUGUGGCAUGAUGAGACCCGGAGGCCAAGGAAAAAAGAAAUAAAGUUUAGCAUCUUGGCAAAGGCUGUGCUCUUUGCAUCCUCGCUCAUGCGAGGGGCAGUGGCCACCAGGGCCAAGGUCACCGUGAUCUACGCGACAGAGACGGGCAAGUCAGAGACACUCGCCAACAACCUGUGCAGCCUGUUCAGCUGUGCCUUCAGCACCAAGAUCCUGUGCAUGGAUGAGUACAAUAUUUGUGACCUGGAAAAAGAAACACUUCUUUUAGUGGUUACUAGCACCUUUGGAAAUGGAGAUUCUCCAGGUAACGGAAAGGCCUUGAAGGACUCCUUGCUCAGACUGAAACUGCUGAGAAAUAAAAUUAGGUAUGCUGUGUUUGGUCUGGGGUCCAGCAUGUACCCAGAGUUCUGUGCCUUUGCUCAUGCCAUUGACCAAAAACUGGCCCAACUCGGGGCUUCCCAGCUCACUCCAGUGGGGGAAGGGGAUGAGCUCAAUGGGCAAGAAGAAGCUUUCCGCAGCUGGGCAGUCAGUGCUUUCAAGGCUGCCUGUGACAUUUUUAAUGUCCGUGGGAGACACAGUAUUCAGUUGCCUGAGAUCUACACCUCUGAGGAAAGCUGGGACCCUACCAGUUACAGAGUAGUGCAUGACUCCCAGCCCAUGGACCUGGCUAAAGCUCUUGCAAACCUUCAUGCCAAGGAUGUAAUUCCCAUGAAGCUGAAAUUCAGGCAGAAUCUUCAAAGUUCGAAGUCCAGUCGUGUCACCAUUCUGGUUAAACUUCACUGUGAGACUAAUCAGGAAGUGCACUACCUUCCUGGGGAGCACAUUGGGAUUUUCCCAGGCAACCAGGCAGAAUUAGUCCAUGGCAUCAUUGCACGUGUCAAGGAUGCCCCUCCAGCUGAUCAGACUAUAAGGCUUGAAACCUGCAUUGAUGGUGGGUACUGGGCAAGAAACAAAAAGAUUCCAGCCUGCACACUACCCGAGGCUUUGACAUACUUGCUUGAUAUCACUACUCCACCCUCCCAACAACUGCUAAGAAAACUCUCCCAGCUGGUGACAGCAGAAGGAGACAAGCAAAGGCUGGAGGUGCUGUGUCAGAGCACAGAGGAGUACAACAAAUGGAAGUUUUACAACAGCCCGAACAUCCUGGAGGUCCUGGAGGAAUUCUCCUCUGCUGAGGUCUCCACAGCUUUCCUGCUGACUCAGCUGCCACUUCUGAAGCCCAGGUACUAUUCUGUCAGCUCCUCCUGUGACAUGACAGCCAGGGAGAUUCAUCUGACAGUUGCAGUUGUCAACUACAGGACAAGAGAUGGAGAAGGGCCUUUGCACCAUGGAGUCUGCAGCACGUGGCUGAACACAAUAGAGCUCAACGAAACCGUUCCCUGCUUCAUCCGCAGUGCUAACGAGUUCCACCUCCCGGAGGAGCCAGCCAAGCCCUGCAUUCUGAUCGGCUCGGGCACGGGCAUUGCUCCCUUCAGGAGCUUCUGGCUGCAGCGCCUCUAUGACCUGGAGCACAGAGGGCUCAGAGGAGGGGACAUGACCUUGCUGUUCGGCUGCCGGCAGCCAGACCUGGAUCACAUCUACAGGGAGGAGACUGAGGAGAUGAAGAGGAGGGGAGUCCUGAGAGAUGUCUACACAGCUUACUCCAGACUGCCUGGCCGAGAGAAAGUCUAUGUCCAGGACAUCCUGCAGGGGCAGCUGGAGGCCCGCGUGUGCGAGGUGCUGCACGGGCAGCGGGGCCACGUCUACGUGUGCGGGGACGUGCGCAUGGCGCGGGACGUGGCCGCGGCGCUGCAGGCGCUGCUCGCCCGGGCCCUGCGCCUCAGCCAGCAGCAGGCCAGCGAGUACUUCCAGCAGCUCAAGAGCCAAAAGCGAUACCAUGAAGAUAUAUUCGGGGCUGUGUUCCCACAUGAAGUCAAAAGAGCUUUGCAACCCACCAGCUGAAGAACAAAUCCACUUGUGUUUUAGACAAUACUUGCACAUUUGUUGUUAUUUUCAAAAAACAGAGUCAAAUCCUCCUUCUUAUACUUGUUCAAUUAUGCAUGGGUAUAGGAUUGUAGGAUUUGACUCAAACCUCAGCCUUAAUUAAGUAAUACUAAAUUUAACUUUUAUUGCUAUUUAUUCUGACAUUUUAAUACAUUACCUUAAUAGUGAAAGUGCAAAUUAUUUUUUUAAUACCAUCUAUGCUAGUAUAAUCUGGUGUUUUUUAUACAUACAAGGAAAAUCUACAGUUUUGUACUAAGUUAACUGGAGCUGAAAUCUUUUUUUUAAAUGUACUGUUUAUGUUUGUGACCUUAUUUAUAUCAGAUUGGUUUGCUUGCAUAUUAUCUUCACUUGAAAGCAAGUGAAUGCAUGGUUGUGUUGCUGGUAGUUGUCUGGCCAAUGAAAUAAUAAUGUGCUGGUCCCCAAGUGGCACCACCUGCUGCACCCACCUCAGAUGUGUCUGCUCAGCAGGUAGCAAUGGGGAAUUCUGCUUUGUGGGACUCAGGUACAUGAACAUCAGCUGUUGUUACAGAGCCUAUAGCAGGAAGGUUCCAAAAAUUCCAAAGCACUUUGUACAUUUGAAUGCUAUGCUCUGGUUUACUUGAUUUGUUUGUAAUAAAAUCUGUCUUUAUGCUCACACAAA